CCAAAACAAGGAGAUUCGCUAAAAAAUCCGGACGAAAGGUGCUUUUUAAAAAUUUAUCUGUUACCUCCUUUCUUCGUUUCUAGCGAUGCACUGUUAACCACGACGCAGUGACUAGCGAAUCGGUUUCCGCGUUUUUCCGCCGCCGUUUCGGACCUCAACAUGCGCAAAUACCAACAACUGGCGCUGGUGCUGCUUUCGAUCACCUGCGUUGUGAUACUGCUGGUGUACAAGAGCGAAAACAAUCGGUUAAAGUACGUGCUGGAGGUGGUGAACAUCUUUGGCCGUAACGAUGCCGCUAGCUUGAUCCGGAUCGACAACAGCAGCCGGCUUCACAGUUCACCGUACGAGUUCGACAAUCCUUUGCCGGCAUGGCAACGCAUCGGCGAUGGGUUCUACGUUUACUCGUCAUUCUGGCAGAAAAAUGAGCUGGCUGCCGGUGGCACCGUGAUCAGUAUCGUGGUGGGGUUGGAACAGGCCAUCGUGAACUUCAAGUGCCAGAUUCAGCAUGGCAGCAGCGAUAUCGUGACCGGAAAGCUGUUAUUCACACGCAUCGAACCACCGACGACUGGUUCGGUGAAAAGCCCAAACGGAGAGUCUUUCGCUGUGUAUAAAUUCUUCUGCAAGGUUGCCCGAGACUUUGGCCAACCGACGGAAGUGAUCUUCACCGAUGUGAACCAUGCCAUCAAGCGGUACGUGCCACUGCGGGUGCUCGAGAGCCGUUCCGUUCGGCAACGCAUGACAAUGACGGCCUGUGUCGACAUGAACGAUUAUCUUGAUCUGGAAGAAGAGUUCCGGCUACCCUCGGCCAUUCUGCAGUACUUCCUGCACCAUCAGAUUGUGGGAGUGGAAGACUUUAUCGUGUACAACAGCAAUGCCCUGAGUGGCGCAUCGGCCGCCCUAUUGUACAACCAUGGCAUAAAGAUUAAUCUGUUGCCCUACAACUUCCCCUUCGAUUUAGCAAACCGGCAGCAGAACCGGCUAAUAAUCGAGAUGGACUGUCUAAUGCGUAACUAUAAUGCGGCAAAGUUGUCGUUCGUCGGUGCGAUCAAUGAGUACCUGUACCCGAGCUCUCGCCUCCGGCUGAACAAUCCAUUUCUCAAGUAUGCCUGGAAGGUAUCGAGCGACGUAUCGCGGUUCGGAGUGGGCACCCGGUCCAUUUGUCUGGAUACGCGCAAAAAGAUAUUUUCCGACAACCUCCUGUACGACGUCGACGCCCAUCAGGACAUCGAAGGACCUUUCUACGUGUACAAACCACAACACUAUAAUCGUACCGCCGGAGGAACCGUGGAUUACGUGAAAACGCUCGACGUUGACCGGAAUGUGCUGUUUGUACACCGGUACGGUGGCAAAUGUAGUGGUAAAUCGAAUUUGCACGAAUGGACGACCAGUUUGCAGCCCGACUUUCUACAAUACGUCACCGAUGUGGGCCGUGAGCUGAACAAACUCAUCUUUCGGUAAACCAGCGACCGACUGUCCGUCCCAUGAUGAUCUCACACAAGAGCACGGAACCAGAUAACGACGAUGAUGAUGCAAGGGGACGGUACGAGUAGCAAUGCUGCAAACCGCCCUACCAAAAUGUGCCAGAUGCCUGCAGGAAGGUAAAAACGGAAAAUAAUCUGGUGUGACCACUAUUUCGCUCAAAGACCAGGUUGCCAGGUCGCGGAUGUUUCGCAAUUGGUUUCGCAAGUAGGGAAAAUCCGUUUCUCGCCCUCGCAAUGAAUUAAGUACGAAGCAGUCCAAAGAAAGUGAACGACAUCUGCAGCCGCGUUUCUCGGCUCUUUCGCCAUAGGUGCGCUUCUACGUGGUUGCCCUUCGUUGUAAUUUCUUCUCUCUCUCAUUCUCUCUGUCCCUUACUUUUCGCCAACUUGCAGCUAGUAACGCACGAGGAUAAUAUUGAAAAUUUCAAUAUCUGACAAAAAUGAUAGAAAGCGCGCCGCACGCGAAGAGUAUAGAUGCUAAGCUAGAUUAAAGACAACCGCGCCGCAGCGUGUGCUACGGUUUUUAUCGAUCGAAUACGGAACAAUAAUUACUCAAUCAAAACAUCACUUUCUUCUAACCCCCUUUUAAAGUAAUCCGGUCUUAUCGUACGCAGGAAUUAAAUCAUGCAAAUAUCAGAUUUUUCCACUUUUUCAAUUAAAGUUCGAUGAAAACGA
Messenger RNA from Anopheles aquasalis, 2153 nucleotides. RefSeq lists its product as uncharacterized. NCBI's taxonomy places the organism in Eukaryota, Metazoa, Arthropoda, Insecta, Diptera, Culicidae. The record is from RefSeq and is a predicted model, not a curated record.